Molecule: messenger RNA, 1401 nt
Organism: Prunus armeniaca (apricot)
Lineage: Eukaryota; Viridiplantae; Streptophyta; Magnoliopsida; Rosales; Rosaceae
Source: the annotation of a GenBank genome assembly
AUGAAAUUUUGGAAGAUAAAGAGCAGCUUGGUUGUGGAUUCAGAGCUUUGUCUCAAAUGGUGGACUUUCGACAUGCUUUGGAGGACUGUGAUUUGCUGGCUAUUCAAGGUUUACAAGUUCACUUGGGAUAAUGGUAGAGUUGGAAUUGAGAACGAGUUUGAUAAUCUCCCUUUGUUAGUUGUGACUGACAACAACUCUCAAAGGAGAUGGGUUCGGAAGAAACGUUUCUUAUUUGAGGAGAUGUGGAGUGAUGAUCAUACUAGGAGUGAUGUCUAUAAGAAAUUGAAUGAAUGUGCUCAACAUUUAUCGGAUUGGAAUAAAUCCAAUUUUGGGCAUGUACCAAAAAAAUUGCAAAGGCUUCGAAGUCAACUCGUUGAAUUGCAUCAUGUGUUUCCUUCUAAACAUAUCAUCCAACAAAAGGCUUUGUUGCAACGUGAUAUUGAUUGCCUUUUAUUGAAGGAAGAAACUCUUUGGCAGCAACGAUCUCGAGUGUCUUGGUUGCAGAAAGGUGAUCAUAACACGCAUUACUUCCACAAUUAUGCGAGGCAACGAGUUAAUGAUACUAUGAAUGAUAUGCUUAUUAGUGAAUUUAUACGUGCAGAGUUAGAAGCUACUCUUGCUCAAAUGAUUCCUACAAAAGCACUAGGCCCUGAUGGUAUGCCAUUUAACCACACUCUAAUUGCCAUUAUCCCAAAGAUUGCUCAUCCUUCUCAUGUGUCGGAUUAUAGGCCAAUCAUUUUGUGUAAUAUUCUUUAUAAAUUGGUGGCUAAGACUCUUGCCAAUCGACUCAAGGUGGUUUUGCCUCAUGUUAUUUCAAGUUUUCAGAGUGCAUUUGUGCCUAAUCUUCUUAUCACCGACAACAUUAUUGCUGCUUUUGAAACAAUGCAUGCCAUUAAGAGAAGAGGGCGAAGGGGAAGGAAGAAGAUUGUUUUAAAAUUAGAUAUGUCAAAAGCUUAUGACCAAGUUGAAUGGACUUAUCUUGCUACUGUGAUGGCUAGAAUGGGUUUUCAUGUUAGAUGGGUCUCUAUGAUUUUGGAUUGUAUUUCGUCAGUAUCCUACUCAGUUUUAUGCAAUGGUUUCCCAUUUGGUCAUAUUGUUUCUCAAUGUGGUCUUCACCAAGGUGAUCCACUCUCACCAUAUUUGUUUCUUAUUUGUGCCGAAGGUUUCUCAGCACUUAUAAGGAGGGCACAAUUGAUGGGUUCGAUUCAUGGAGUGGCUAUAGCUAGGGGAGAACUUUCUAUAACUCAUUUGCUUUUUGUUGACGAUAAGCACUUAGGUCCUAGGCUCUUUGGGGUUCCAAGGUUUUUUUGUGUUGCUGGACCUCCCCAUGGGGAUGAGGCGCCACUUGCUUUCUUCCUUGGUUUUCAAAUUAGAGCUCACAGAGGAAAAGAGAAUGGAUAG